Messenger RNA from Sesamum indicum (sesame), 852 nucleotides. The record is from RefSeq and is a predicted model, not a curated record. NCBI's taxonomy places the organism in Eukaryota, Viridiplantae, Streptophyta, Magnoliopsida, Lamiales, Pedaliaceae.
AUGGAAGAGAAAAACUCCUCUGAUUUCACCAACUUGAAAUCACAAGAAAAUGAUCAACCUGGAAUGAACUUUAUGUCGGCACCUCUGAACGGAAAUAAUUACGUAUCAUGGGCAAGAUCCAUCAAGAUAGCCCUGGGAGCAAAACAAAAAUUGGGCUUCAUUGAUGGAUCAUACGAGAAACCCACAGAAGGCAAAGAAGCCAUAGAGGCUUGGAAAAGGAAUGAUUACAUGGUGGUUUCGUGGAUCUUGAGUUCCAUUUCAAAGGAAAUUACAGAGGCUUUUCUGUUUGCAAACUCAAAGAAGGACCUAUGGACAGAACUUGAAGCAAGGUUUGGUGACAGCAACGGCCCCCUACUCUACCAGAUUCAAAGGGAAAUUGCCUCAAUCUCACAAAAGGACAUGACAGUAGCUGUAUAUUUUACAAGGCUUAAAAGACUGUGGGAUGAAUUAGGAUCGUUAGACCCUCUGCCUGAGUGUUCCUGCGGGGCAAGCAAGAAGUUGUCCGAUAGGGCGGCCUCUUAUCAAUUAAUGCAGUUCCUCAUGGGUCUUAGCGAUGCCUAUGACCAUGUCAGAAAUCAAAUCUUGCUCAUGGACCCUCUGCCAACAGCUGCAAAGGCCUAUUCUAUGGUGCACAGGGUUGAAAAACAAAGGCAAGUCAACUUUGGCAUCUCUAAAUUAGAAAAGGAAGGAGUUAUGGCUGUGAGGACUUUUGAACCAAGAAAGCAAGGUGAUAUAAAAGGAAAUUUCAAGAAAUGGCCACCGGUGGAUAAAAGACAAAUGCAGUGUGAUUACUGCAAGAAGAAAGGGCACCUAAAAGAAGGGUGUUUUGACCUAAUAGGCUUCCCGGACUAG